Achroia grisella is the source of this 585-nucleotide messenger RNA. It is a transcript of the gene QIL1, whose product is annotated as MICOS complex subunit MIC13 homolog QIL1. Gene Ontology annotation, cellular component: mitochondrial crista junction; MICOS complex. Bases 124 to 486 code for a protein of 120 amino acids. Gene Ontology annotation, biological process: cristae formation. The record is from RefSeq and is a predicted model, not a curated record. NCBI's taxonomy places the organism in Eukaryota, Metazoa, Arthropoda, Insecta, Lepidoptera, Pyralidae. The transcript has 3 exons.
UACCGAUUUUUCAUUUCUUGCUCACUUUUGUUAUAGGUUAUUUGAAAAAUUACGUAAUUUGAAAAAUAAAUAAAUAAACAAAACGAAAUUAUACGCUGAAUUAAUGUUUAAUAAGCUUCAAUAAUGUUGAAGUUUGGGUUAAAGUCUGCUAUAUUGGGCUCUGCUGUUUAUUACACGGUUGAUAAAGGCAUUUGGAAGGAUAGUUCUACAACUACAGCAUUGUAUGAAGAUCUUGAGAAAGGCGUUUCCCCAUAUGUUGGCGAACUUAAGAAGCAAAUUCCCUAUGAGUUGCCGCCACUUCCUUCAAAUGAUAGAAUAUCAUAUUUAUUCAAGUAUUAUUGGAACUGUGGAGUGAAAACAACAUUCCAAUUUCUAGUGGAUCUUCCAACACAUACUAGCAAUGCAGCAACUAAGACAUACAACCUGAUAUCAUCAUCACUAGCUGUUGAGCCCAGCACUAGUCCCAAUCAAGAGAAAGCAAAAUGAGAUGAUUUAGACAAAUUGUAUUUAUUUAUUCAUAGUAUGUAUAAUUACUGUUAUUGGUUAUUAAAAUUAUAAACACUGCAUAGUUUUUAUUUUAGGAAU